CGAAAGUGUAGGGUACAAGUUGGUAAUGCAUGUCUAAAUCGAAUCGGAAAGUAAAAUCUGCCGUAUAUCUAUCGGCAGUAAAGACCGGAAUAGGGUUUACUUUGUUCAUCUGCUUUGAUGGUUCCACAAUCGCCAUGGCUUCCUCUAAUCAUCUGACCAGCAUCCCACUUCCAUCUGAUCCCGGUGGUGAAGUGGUUCCGGUCCACAUUGUUACUCAUGCAAGUCAACUUCCACCUGAAUUCUUGAAACCGUCUCCUGAUAAGAAAUUGGUGAUUGGUUUUGACUGUGAAGGCGUUGACCUUUGCCGCAAUGGAACUUUAUGUAUUAUGCAGCUAGCUUUUCCGGAUGCUAUAUACUUAGUUGAUGCAAUUGAAGGUGGAAAAACACUUGUGGAAGCCUGUAAGCCUGCACUUGAAUCUAGUUACAUCACUAAAGUUAUUCAUGAUUGCAAACGCGAUAGUGAGGCGUUGUAUUUUCAGUUCAACAUCAAGUUGCACAAUGUCUUUGAUACUCAGAUUGCUUACAGUUUGAUUGAGGAGCAAGAAGGCGGGACAAAAGUACCAGACGACUACAUAUCAUUUGUUGGUCUCCUUGCUGACCCUCGUUACUGUGGUAUAUCUUAUCUUGAGAAACAAGAAGUUAGAGUUCUUCUCAGGCAGGACCCUAAUUUCUGGAAAUACAGGCCGUUGUCUGAACUGAUGGUGCGUGCAGCUACAGAUGAUGUUCGUUUUCUUCUGUAUAUAUACAACAAAAUGGUGGUGAAAAUGAACCAAAAAUCGUUGUGGUAUCUUGCUGUGCGUGGUGCUUUAUAUUGUCGUUGUUUCUGCAUUACUGAUAAUAAUUACGCAGACUGGCCACCCAUCCCUCCAAUUCCCGAGGAUAUUAUUACUGAUGAUAAUGCUCCCGAGGAAGAAAUCCUAUCCGUCGUUGAUGUUCCGCCAGGGAAGAUGGGGGUCGUUAUCGGAAGAAGAGGAGCUUCUAUUUUGGCUAUUAAGGAGUCAUGCAAUGCCGAAAUAUUCAUUGGAGGUGACAAGGGACCGCCAGACAAGGUGUUUGUAAUCGGGCCAGUGAAGCAAGUGAGGAAAGCGGAAGCCAUAUUAAGGGGAAGGAUGCUGGAAAUCUAUUAGUAAAAUGCAUAUGUUAUGUGGCACUUGUUGUCCUUCCUGCUUGCAUAUUGUGUAAUAAGCCAACUGAAACAAAAAUGUUUUAUCUUGAGUUUUCAAAUCUGGUAUGUGGGAUGUUUCAUUAAUACACCAUUGUGGUCCUUGCAUGUAGGCUUUUUUUUAAUGAAAAUGGUUACUUGUGCACCAAGUCACAUUUGGCUGGUAGUGCAUGGUUUAGCCC
This is a messenger RNA of Helianthus annuus (common sunflower), 1344 nucleotides long. RefSeq names its product egalitarian protein homolog. The record is from RefSeq and is a predicted model, not a curated record. NCBI's taxonomy places the organism in Eukaryota, Viridiplantae, Streptophyta, Magnoliopsida, Asterales, Asteraceae. Gene Ontology annotation, molecular function: 3'-5' exonuclease activity; RNA binding. The transcript has 10 exons. Gene Ontology annotation, biological process: nucleobase-containing compound metabolic process. Bases 30 to 1127 code for a protein of 365 amino acids.